Messenger RNA from Fusarium verticillioides 7600, 2877 nucleotides. RefSeq lists its product as hypothetical. The record is from RefSeq and is a predicted model, not a curated record. Gene Ontology annotation, biological process: mitochondrial respiratory chain complex I assembly. The transcript is spliced from 8 exons. The coding region runs from base 118 to 741 and encodes 207 amino acids. Lineage: Eukaryota; Fungi; Ascomycota; Sordariomycetes; Hypocreales; Nectriaceae.
GACCAACGUCACGUGUUCCUUGUGGGGGCAUCUCAAUCCUACAGUUUCCAUAGCUCGGCUUCAACCUCAGGACCAAGAAAUAAAAGCUCCCAACUCCUCUCCCUCACAGCAAUCGCAAUGGAGCACCCGUCGAGCGCGAAUUGGAAGGCUCACAAGAAGGCCGACAACCUUUUCAAGCCUUACGAUGUCCUCGAUGACACCGCAAAGGCUGGUGUGAUCGGUGCUCUCAGUGGUCUCUUCCUCUCCUCCGUCAAGAAUGCCAUGGCCAAGAAUAAUGUCGGCAUCUUGAGCGUCUUCACCCGAGGUGCUCAUAUCAUCGGUAUCGGAGCCGCCGCCCCCGCCGCAUAUGUCUUCGUUUCACGGAGCUCAAUGAACCUCCGCGAAAAGGACGACCCCUUCUCUGCUGCUCUCGGUGGCUUCGCCCUGGGUUCAGUUCUCGGCCUUCCCACAAGACGAAUGCCCGUUGUUAUGGGACUCGGUGGUGGUCUCGCAGUCUUCCAGGGCAUGUUCCACUACCUCGGCGGCCGAUACGAUAGCUUCAAGAGAGAGGACGAUGAGUUCGAGCGCAAGGAGAUCAUCCGACGAAGCACCCGACUGCCAAUUGAGCAGACUAUUUCAGAAGUUGGCGAGGGCCGAGGCAUCCGACCUCCUGGAUAUGAGGAGCGAAGGGCAGAGCGACUUAGUGCGAAGUAUGGUGUUGAGAUCAACCCUAUUAAGGCGACUGUCGAGGGUAGCCAAUAAGCACGAUGCGACGAGCGGGCGCACGGGACGGGACGGGAGCGAUUGUACAUAACUCUUCUGGGCGAGGAAGAGAUGCUACACUAGAGAAUUGGAGUUUUGUUUUGUUUCCAUGUGAAGCUCUGAACUGUGCCAACUCACACUUGGGCAGUCAGUUCUCUCCUUAAAGAUUACAUUCAUAGCUUUCUAUCAUUGGGGAAUACCCCAUGUUAUAAUUCACAAGACACUAGGCUCCUAAUCUAUCCAUUUACGAAACCUUUUCUGUAUAAAGCAUCGUGUAUAGUUACUCUGGUUUAUUCCUCUUUCACCUGUGUCACAAGCGUUUGUCUAUCCUGAUCUGACUUUACGCUCAUCUCAUUAUUUACGCCAGUAUAGGCUAGCGACUUCUUUAUUUAAUGCGGAUUAUCUCACGUUCUCAAUGUUAACCCUUUUUGAAUGUGUUCAUCCAUCCUGUGUCUCGUGUGGGUUCCAUUUGCCUUUGCCCUUGAUCCUGUUUUUCCAACUCAACGACUUUCAAGCCUGUGAUUCUCUCUUCCAUCCGUGCUGGACAGACCUCAGACCUUUACAACCUUCAGUCCGACUUGCACACAACGUGCGAAGACGAAAAACAUGCAACCGGCCAGCAUAGAACAGCCACAAAACAACUGCAGGCCGAGAUAGUCACCAUUCUGAGCAGACACGAUGGCUCCGGCGAUGGGGCUUCCUGUCAGAGCACCAAAAGACUGAACCGCAAACGCAGCGCCAACACGAGUGCCAAUCUGGCGAAUAUCGGAGAGCUGUGCGAUGAGAGUUGGGACGAGGCUGAUAUAGCCACCUGAUGAGAAUCCAAAAAUGACAGCAAAUACGACAAUGCCGGCAGUAUCUUUGACAGGAAUCCAGACGCAGAAACAAAAGAGGGCGGAUAUGAAUGUGAUGAUGAUCAUGACGUUGUAUCGACCAAUCUUGUCGGCGAUAAUGCCGGGAAUAAUACGACCAAAGAUACUGUGGUCAAGUUACAUUGAGGAUAGGUAGCAGGUAAGGGAUCAAAGUCUCGGACAUGCCCGCAGCCUGAGCCUGGAGGAGGACAUAGUUGAAGGGAAGAAACAUGCCCCACAUGAAGAGAAAGAAGCCGAUGACAGUGAUGAGGAUGGGAAAUUCGCGCAGACCGUUGAUGUAGUCCUUGACAACAAAGGGCUUGGGGCGGGGAGGUAGACGCGACUUGACAGUGAGACAAGAGAAGACAAGCAAGACGAGGAACAUGAAAGCCAUGGUACGCAUCAUCCAGGGGAAACCGACACUCUGAAUCAUCUUGUCCAUCAUGAUUGGAAGAACAACGCCUCCGAGAGAUGAGCCUGAGACCAUGAUACCGAAAGCGCCAGCUCUGCGCUUGAAGAACCAUGUGACGAGUGAGGACAUGCAAGCGUUGAAGACAGCGCUUGAUCCAAUAGCUGCGACGAUGGACUGUGAGAGGAAGAACUGAUAGUAUUCUUUUGACAAAGAAAUCAUCAUGAGACCAAAGAUGUAGGCGAUCGAGCCGCCCCAGAGAAGAUACUUGGGGCCGUAGUUGUCGAAGAGACUGCCAAACUAGCAAGAGGUCAGUUUAUUGCUGGACACGAGGAGGAUGUGUAUGCAUACAAUGGCACCACAGAAGACCAUGAAGAACACCUCAACAGAGGUGAUCCAGCUCACGGCAGAGCUAUCAUAGUCCCUAAGUGGUCCAGAAACAUAGUAUUUCUGAAACACACCCACGCAGUUCACAAGGCCGAAUGUGCAGAACAGAGCACACCAUCCACCAAAGACAACAAGCCAAGCCUCGAAACCGCCAUCUGGGAAAUCAGCUGGUGCCAUUCCUGGUGGAGGACCGGCUGGCGGUUGCUCCUGUUUCUUCACAUCAUCGUCACCACGCUCGAGAUCAGCUGCGACGGCGUUGGUAGGUUCUGGAUGUAUGUUGGCUUCUGUUUUGGUAGUAGGUUGAGGACCUGACUUUUCAGGGUCUGUUGAAGUGGUUGGUUGGAGGUUUCUGUCAUUGACCGUCUCGGAGGAGGAGGAUAUUGUCGAACGAGCCAUGAUGAUGGUUGUGUAGGUGUAAUCUGAGAUGUAGGGCAAAGAAAGGGAAGAAUUAUUAUUGUAUGUUGCGUGUUACUCAAGCUGCCAUUAGAC